AACGAUGAGAACAGCCAGGCAGACAAUUUCUCCAUGGACCCCCAACUGGAGAGGCAGGUGGAGACUAUUCGCAAUCUUGUGGACUCCUACAUGUCUAUUAUCAAUAAAUGUAUUCGUGAUCUGAUACCAAAAACAAUCAUGCACCUUAUGAUCAACAACGUAAAAGAAUUCAUAAAUGCAGAGCUCCUGGCUAACUUGUAUUCCUCUGAGGACCAAAACACCUUGAUGGAGGAGUCAGCAGAACAGGCUCAGAGGCGAGAUGAGGGGCUUCGCCUGUACCAAGCCCUAAAAGAAGCACUGGCAAUCAUUGGAGAUAUUAGCACUAGCACUGUAUCUAUCCCUGCCCCACCUCCAGUUGAUGAUUCCUGGCUACAGCAAUCCCGCAGAUCACCCCCUCCAAGUCCUUCAACUCAGAGAAGGCCUACAUUAAAUAAUCCCCCAACCAGACCUUUAUCUGGCCGAGGACCUGCUCCAGCAGUCCCAUCACCAGGCCCUCUGUCUGGGGCUCCACCAGUCCCAUUCCGUCCAGGACCAUUACCUCCAUUUCCUAACAACAGUGAAGGCCUUGGGACGCCACCUCAGGUUCCAUCUCGGCCAACGCGGGCUCCUCCCAGUGUUCCAAGCCGAAGACCACCCCCUUCACCCACUCGGCCCACUGUAAUUCGUCCGUUAGACUCGUCCCUGUUAGAUUAAGUGAAGUUUCUGGCAUGUCAUUAAUUGCUAACCAAAUGUAUGGAAGCAACUCGCUUGAUAACUGUUGCAAUAACCAAUGUAUAGUCGCAUGUAUGGACAUCUGUAGGCAAGUAACCAAUUUUACUAAUAUACUCUGUCCAGUCUGUAUUGCUUAUGAGGUCUGAAAUACCAUGGGAAGAUCUGUGAUGCCUUGACUUUCCCUCUUGCAAACAGCUGAUUUCUUAGUGUAUUGACAUAUAUAUUAAUGCAGGCACUUGAGUGUUCCCAGUUCUAUACAAUCAAAUGGGGGCUUGCUGUACUUUGUGUUUGUGUUGACCAACUGCUUAGAGUUUGCCUCUUUCCCAUUUCAAAGGGACGUCUUGUUUUUAUAAGUAGCUUCCAGGUUUCUGAGUCAAAUUGUUUAAAGAAAGGCUUUCUAUAAUUUGAGAUUAUAGUUAUACACAUUUCCUUCCUUAAAUGCCAACUGGGCUGAGAAAAACAAUGUUGUCUGUAAUUAAAAGCUCUUGCACGCCCCAUAAUUACACAUGUCCUCAUGUCUCUUUCACAAGCCUGGUGGAUGG
Molecule: messenger RNA, 1253 nt
Organism: Chelonoidis abingdonii (Abingdon island giant tortoise)
Lineage: Eukaryota; Metazoa; Chordata; Testudines; Testudinidae
Source: RefSeq, a predicted model, not a curated record